GAUUUCGUUGUUGCUAUGACAAUUCCUUUCUCUUCAGGAAUUUCCACUUUUUCUGCCAGUAGGCCGUUGUUUGGAUGCUUCCAUCAAGGUGAAAAUUUUCAUUUGGAACUUGGUCCCGAUUGGGUGAAAAAUUCUCGUGAUCCGUAAAAUUUUCGGUUUUCCAGCGUGUGCGAAUAAAAAAAAAUCCCUGACCAAUCAUGGCUUCGUUGGAACAGAAACGUGAAGCCUUCCGUAAGUACCUGGAAUCGGCCGGGGCCAUCGAUUGCCUCUCGAAGGCCCUGAUCAGGCUGUAUCAGGAGCAGGAGAAACCGGACGAUGCGUGCAAGUUCAUCCGGCAGACCAUGUGCGAGACGUGCCCAACGGACGAGGAAGUGGCCAACAUGAUUGUCGAACUGGCCGACGCUCGGCAGGAAAUUUGCUGUCUCAAGAGGGAAAUCGUGUCGUACAAGGGAGAACUGCGCCGAUCGGCCAGCGAAGUGGCCCUAGCCCUCGAGGAAGGUUUCAAGAAGUUGCAGGAGGAUGAAGAGUGCACGUCGCUGCUGAAGAAGCAUCUCACACAGGAAGUAUUCGAUGAACUCAAAGAGAAGAAAACGGCUCUCAAAUCGACCCUACUGGAUUGCAUCCAGUCCGGACUGGAGAACCACGAUUCCGGGGUGGGAAUCUACGCGUCGGACGCGGAAUGUUACGAAUUGUUUGCUCCACUGUUUAAUCCAAUCAUUGACGAGUAUCACGGAAUCAAUCUGGCGGAAGCACCGCAUCCGGCGAGUGAUUGGGGCGAUGCCAGCACCUUCGAGAACCUAGAUCCGGAGAAUGAGUUCAUCAUUUCCACCCGGGUGCGCUGUGGUCGGUCAAUUGAAGGUUUCCCCUUCAAUCCGCGACUCAAGAUGGCCAUGUAUGAGGAGAUAAUGGACCGCAUCAAGACAGUGCUGACGGGCCUCGAGGAGGAUGAUUUGAAGGGCGAGUUCCACCCACUGGAAACCAUGUCGGACGAAUUGAAGCAACAGUUGAUUGACGAUCACUAUCUGUUCAAGGAGGGCGAUCGGUUUCUGCAGGCGGCCGAAGCGUGUCGAUUCUGGCCGAUUGGCCGGGCCAUUUACUACAACGAGGCGAAAAGCUUUGUCGUCUGGGUGAACGAGGAGGACCACUUGCGGAUCAUCUCCAUGGAGAAGGGUGGCGAUUUGGGUGCCAUCUACCAACGCUUGGUCCGUGCAGUGGAAGCCAUCGGUAAAGACGUCGCCUUCUCGCGUAACGACCAAUUCGGCUUUCUGACCUUCUGCCCAUCCAAUUUGGGAACAACUAUCCGGGCAUCGGUCCACAUCAAGCUGCCGAACCUUGGUUCGAAUCGAGCCAAGCUGGAGGAAGAAGCAGGAAAAUUCAACCUUCAGGUACGUGGAACUCGCGGAGAGCAUACCGACUCGGAAGGAGGCGUCUUCGAUAUCUCCAACAAACGCCGUCUGGGUUUGACCGAGUUUGAUGCAGUAAGUGAAAUGUACAACGGUAUUAAACAGCUGAUAGAUUUGGAAAAGUCUACCGAACCUGGUGAAGCCCCGCCAGCUGAAGAUGCAGCCCCUGCGGAAGGCGAAGACGAAGAACCAACCGCCGAGUAAAGGGUGAAACUCGAAUAACUUUUUAGCAAAUACAAUCCAAAGCUUAUGUGCAUAUCAA
This is a messenger RNA of Aedes albopictus (Asian tiger mosquito), 1665 nucleotides long. Its product is annotated as arginine kinase 1-like. The coding region runs from base 198 to 1607 and encodes 469 amino acids. Gene Ontology annotation, molecular function: creatine kinase activity. NCBI's taxonomy places the organism in Eukaryota, Metazoa, Arthropoda, Insecta, Diptera, Culicidae. Gene Ontology annotation, biological process: phosphocreatine biosynthetic process. The transcript is spliced from 3 exons. The record is from RefSeq and is a predicted model, not a curated record.